Molecule: messenger RNA, 372 nt
Organism: Strongylus vulgaris
Lineage: Eukaryota; Metazoa; Nematoda; Chromadorea; Rhabditida; Strongylidae
Source: the annotation of a GenBank genome assembly
AUGAACGACAAGGCAGACUUCAGAAUAUCCGCCAUGGUCGCGAAUGAAAAGAAAGUCGAUAGUAGUUUAAAAUCUCAUAGAAAUCAAUGGUUGAUCUUUCGAGGAGUCCGCAAUACGGCCGUGCGCCGGAACGGGAUGAUUAACGACGCGGCCAAUCAAUCGAUUUCACGAGCCGCUCCAACCACCGCUGCGCUGCUGGGGUUCGCCCAGUUAGGGGAGGAAAGCCCGAUUGAGGAAGAGUUUGGAAAGAAAAACGGGGAAAAACUAGGGAAGAAGAUCCUCUACACGAAACAGCUGAUAAAUCAUCGCAUUAUAGAAGCCGAUGCAAUCGACCUUGGCAUUGGCACAGUGCCAAGAAAACAGCACCGAUAG